Porites lobata is the source of this 10232-nucleotide messenger RNA. The record is from the annotation of a GenBank genome assembly. Lineage: Eukaryota; Metazoa; Cnidaria; Anthozoa; Scleractinia; Poritidae.
AUGACAUCGGAAUUGCAGACCGCUGUUGUAAGCGAGUUUUGCUCGCGAGCACCUUGUGAACGCAUUGAUAUUAAGAGUGGAUCGCUGGAAACCGAGGCCAUUCAGAAAUUUUUAUCUAUAUGUUUGAAACAGUACUUCAGUUGCUCCCAGGAUGAAACGAACGAAGCGAGUUUUUCCAAUGUCAGUCCGGAAAUUCUCGAGGUAUGUUGAAAUUCACUUCUUCACUCCUCACUCUGUAACGUAAACAAAUGUAUGCUCAAGUAUGCUUGAAAUUGUAGGAAACCUUAAACAAAAAUAGGAAGUCACCAAUUAGCUUCAGAAAAACACCAAACUUCCAAAAACGAUUGACUUGAAGUUUUAUCGCCCAAAAGUCGUGCCUUUAUAUUAAAUUUAUUCCUGCGGGGAAAAUCAUUACGUGACAAAGCUUAGUCAAGGUGAAAUCCGUUUAGAUUACAAGAAUGUACUUUUGUUGAGCACAAGGUAUUAUACUGUACAAAUCAGUUCUUUGCUCUGAUUCGAAAUCGCAUGACCAACUAAUUUUUCUUUAUGUCAUAGGCAUCAGUAAUGUCGAGUGUUUAUAUUUUUUCAAGAGAGUUAUAACACCGCAAAGAAAAACAGAUAGCAAGGCUUCUUAUUUUUGUUUUUUGAAUUGUAAUAAACCUAAUGCCCUUAAAACUUUCCUCCCACUACAUAGAGAUUUGAUACUCAAGCGCGCGGUAUACAUAAGUCGUUCUUAAAGCGAUGAGUCAAAACAAGCACGCUACACAAAAAAUAUAACUCGUUCUUAAAGCAAUGAGCCGAAACGAGCACGCUAGCGCGAGGAUAAACAAAAUACAAUUAGCGCUUUGAAGAAAACGCCCUCUUUCAUUUAAAUUUGGCGGGAUACCAACUACAUUCUUUAGUCCCUUCUUAGACUGCAAAACAGUCCGUAUUUUUGCGUAUUUAUUACGUUCGAGCAGUCAAAAAGAAGGUCUGGAACGAGGCUGAAAACAGAGAGCGAGACUGGGGAGAGACGCUAAAAAUACGUUUCUUUUCCUCUCGCCUUACGGGCGUGUGACGGCUCGCGCGUUUUGUGCGAGUAAGACUCUUACGCCGAUUUUUUUUACCGAUUUCUUUACUGAUUUUGUGAAAAAACCGACUGUUUUGCAGUCUAGUCCCUUCUGGGUGGCACUGACCUUUUGCAAUAAUCAAGUGUUCUUUCUCAUAUCAGCUAAGCUUAGUACAGAUCCUGUGCAAGAAGAAGAACUCGUAGAGAGAAGUUUUAUCGGCUAUUAAAAUUCAAGCAGAAGACCACUGUUUCGUGUUAAUGAAAGCGGAUGCUAAAUCCUGAUCUUUUAGUAAUCUCAUAAUCUUGAAAAUAAAAAAUGUUUCAAGAAAAUAGCAAUUUUCCACCAGCUUAGACAAUGGUAUCUUACGAUGAUAUCGAACUUAUCAUGUCAUAUCAUAAUGCAUUUCGAGCUUUAUAGAUUCUCACGUCGCUUCUGAGUCUCUUUGGACAUCUUACACUAAAUGUUUGUUGUUGCUUGAGAGAUUAUUCCGACAAUGGGUUGACUUUAUCCUUAGUUGCAUUGUGCUGCAGUUUAUGUUGAGAGCUCCCUGAACGUGCACAAUCGUUUGUUUUCAUGCACAAAUUGUGACUUCUGCCCAGGCGGUGUGCGUGCUGGGAUCGCUAAGCAUCAUGGGCGGUGCUCAAAAUCAGAUCACUUGUGUCAUGAAGGCGUGGAGUGAACAUCUCUCAGGAAGCUGCCGUUUAAUACAAUGCGACGUUUCAAUAGGCCAUUUGCACGCGAUGAUUGCACGCGAUGACGUCUAGGGCUUUUGUUGUUUAUUAACCUCGCAAGGAGUGCCAAAGUUAGGUACUAAAGGAAAGACGUAAUGGGAUUCUGGCGAUAAUAAUGAAAUGACUCCAUCUUGCACGUUUAAAAUGAUCAGAAGACUAUUGAAAGAUGCGCACGGUCAAGUCCAGAAAAGCAAACUAAACGGAUAACAAUGACUCCCGAGGCACUCACAGCCAUUGCGCUUUUUAACCAUGCUUUAUCUGAGGGGCAAUUCAAAAUAAUAAUAUUGACGUCAGAUUUCAAAAUGUAUUUUCGACUUUUUCUUCCACGUUUUACAUGUUUUUCCUUCUCAUUUUUUCCUCUCCAUUGCUAGCCUCGUUCCCAUGCUGGGUCUUCACUUCCUUCCUCCCAACCCGGAGGUUGUUUAAACGUUCGCAAAGUCAGAAGCAAUCAGAAAAGAUAAAAAUGACAGCAUGUCUCGUAACAUCGAUCUACAAACAAACAAACUAAAAGAUGUGAUUUGGUUUUGUUGAACACGAGCAUCUCACGGAAAAAAUAACCUUUAAUCAGAUAUGUUUAGCGUUAUUAAAGGAAAACAGUUUCUAUAUUCAGCUUUAUGAGAUAAACCGUUGUCUUAUACCUCAAAUAGGAUUAAGACAAAUCCUGGUCACGACUGGCGGCAAAAAUUACUGAACGUAAUGAGAUUUUGUCGUUUCUCGGAGGUGCCAACAGAAAUACUUCAGUUAUGCGCUUUUUCUAACUUAUACUAACAACCCAGCGAGAUAUACAAUCUUUAGAAGUUAAGAGGUUAUCAUUGCUGACGCUUUCAAGCUCUUUCGCUAUGGGAAAGGGUAUGGCAAAUUUAUCAGUUAAUAGGAAUCAUGUACACCCGAAAAUAUAAGCUGUUGAGGGUAAUUAUCAAUGUAUCAUUACUGAAUUUUAAAACAAAUGCAUAGAAGAUCCUCGCAAUCAAAGACUCAACUUAUCAUGCAGUCUAUGCGUCUUAAACUAAGAUAGUGUUAAGAUGAUCUUCUUCACAUUUAUUUCUGUACGUAUUCCGUGGUUCUCAUCAAAUAUGAAAUUCAUAUAUUCCUUAUUUCAUUUCUGAAUUAUGCUAGGAUCAGACGUCAACCUCUGAAGACACCGGCGUCGAAUUGGAUCAAUUCAGUAGUGCUGAUGUGAGUUGCAGGUUCUGUAAGGAUGAUAUGGCACCAGUAUCGCUGGCUUUGAAGGUGAAUUUGUUAUUAUUCACUGUACUGUUUACUCCCGAUAACUCGAACCCUCGCUAACUCGAACCUCGCGCUGACUCGAGCCAAAGUCGAUUUCCCCUGGAUUUCCUUCAUACAUUUACUGUAAUUUUACCCUCGGUAACUCGAAGUAAUUUUUGUUUCCCUUCAGAUUAUUUCUAUACAAUUUUACCCUCGAUAACUCGAACCAUGUUUUAAGCACUUGACUAAUCGGAAAAAGAACGGUGUACCACUGUACAGAAGUCCGAAGCACUGAAUUUAUUUCAAAACAACCGUGUCAAUUCUUCGUCGUUAGCUUUUUUGUCCGCCUGCAGUUCAAAUUCAGUGUCCAUCCCUGUUAAGUGUGUAUGAUACUUGCAUUCCCUCCUCAUCUUUUUGCUUAAUUGCUUAAUACUUCCGGUUAUUUGCUUCGAACUUCCGAUAACUCGAACUUUGUUCGAUUUCCAUAAAAGGUUCGAGUUAUCGGGAGUCGACUGUAGUUCCGAUAGUUUAGUAUGCAAUAGCGGAUCAGAGGAAGCUUUAGUAGGAUAUCUUUUCCUAGCCUGGGGCCCGUUUCUCGAAAGUCCCGGAACUUUUCAUGCCCGAGCGCAAAUUCUAAAAUCAAAACCUGUAGAAUAGUAGUAUAGUUCCUGGCUCACAAACCAUAGAUUUGUUGUAUCAUUCUCAGAAUUAUUGAAAUUUUAACCUUGAAUGCAAUCACGACAAACACAAAUCAGCUUUUCAGGCCCUAAAAGCUAUCUGGACUUUCGAGAAACGGAACCCAGAAAUCAUUAUUUCUUUCUGAAUAGCCUGUGCCAGACGUUCAGGUAGUGGAGUGUGGCGCGAAGUCAGAAGGCCGGGAAAAAAUAGGGAGGAAAAGAGGGGGAGAGAGAUCAGAGAGGAGAACUGCGUUCCUUCGCUCUUACCCCCUACCCCACCCCUGUGCUGUUUUUCCUGCUCAAAUCUCUUUGUACCCUCACAAUAACCCAUCAAGUUUGCCAGACGCUAGAAAAACUUAACUGUUAAGAGUCAACUAAAUAGCUACUAACGGGAAAAGUUAACUGAUUGCAAUGCAUGAGUGUGAUGAUGAAAUUGAUAUUGAAUCGAAAUUUACACGGCGAAUUCAUCUCUCAAGAUGAAGAGGUAUUCUUUUGCCUUUUUAAUUUCACAUUUGACCGAUUUACGUUAAUCUGUCUCCGGUGAGGUGUACUAUAGAAAGCACUUUUAAGCUUUCGCAUAAAAAGAAAAAUAGCCUUACGCAUACUCAAGAAGUAAUAAAAUGUUGUUGUUGUUGUUAUCAUUUUAAUUUCUUUUUGAAAAAAAAGUGAACUGUUUUGCAAAAGAACCUAGAGAAGUGAGUGUUUGAACUUCUUUCCAAGAUGUAAGAAUUAAUGAGGUCCUUAUUUGAACAUCAGUGUCUCGAACUCAGAAAAGGCAGUGGUGAUAUGAUGUAGAGCAGGAGGUGAGUUUCCGUCUAUGAGUUUAUGAGUUUCCGUUUAACAAGCCCCAGUAUCAAAUAGGACUUUCGAAAUAGUGAUUAUAUAUAUUAGGCCUGUGUCACCUGUAGAUACACAGGAUACCCUCAAAGUGGUGAUGAAUCGAUGACAAUAAUACACAAAAUGACAGCCUUAUUGACAGGCACUUUGACAUGCGCGCGAAACUGAGGAACGCUGAUCGGAAAUCAGCGAAACACGAGACAUCAAAGGCAGGAUCAGGAGGAAUUAGCCAGCGAGCAAGCUCUCCUAUUUGGGCAAGCGAAGCGAGCCUCGCGAGAACGCGCGAGACCUGUUUCACUCGCCCAAACAGGAGAGCUUGCUCGCAGGCUAAGUAGGAAUCGGCUCUCACCAACUUUCUUCAUCCCGCCGUUCCUUGCGGCCAAAUUGAGCACUUUGAUAGUGGACAAAAUGGCGGCCAUUUUGAAUUUUGAAAUACGUAGUCGACUAAUACAAGAACUGGAACUACAUAAUCUGUGACGGUCAGAAUGAAAGUUUGAAAAUUCUCGGAAAAUCCAGAUGACUGCAGAUUUACCAUGAUCACGAGCUGUGCUGUCCAAAUAGAUACUCAAGCUGUUUUAAAUGUUUAAAAUACUGAAAGGGACUACCCAAAACAAAAACACAAUUGCUUCCACUUACAAUAUAAUUUCAAUCUUUGUUAAGUCAAUAUUCGGUCACGGCAAGACUUACUGUCGUCUGUACUGAUCAACAAUACACACGACAGAUGUGACAUUUUUUUAAAAUGGAAGAGAAAAAGUGAAAUAAUUUUUUGUCGCGCCAAAUUUCAGACCUCACUAUAUCUCCAAACGUGUAUUUCCAAGAACAUUUCCUGCGUUCCUCUAAUUCAAAUUUUCUUUAGUGAGAAUAACAAUUUUAAUUGCCUACUUCUAUUUUGUGGACGGUAGGUAUUGUUCUUUUGCGACCUACCGACAAAUAAAUCUCAUAAAUAGAACUCCAAUACAAAGGAAUAGUUUAUAAUGCAUUCUUUUACAGUAAUGUAUUCAAAGUUGUCAGUUCAGCAAAUGUCUUCACGCUAGCAAGCGUAGAUAUUUAGAAACAUAAUAACACAUUUCAGAAAUUCGUCAACGAAAUAGAGGUAAAUUUUACCCGCUUGCGACCGUAAGUGAGGAAAUACUAAAGAUAAAGAUUUAAAGAUAACCAAAGGGUUGAACGAGGUAAGUUUCGCCCUUAAAGCUAAACUUGAUACUUUGACUGAAUGAAGUUCGACGCGCGGGAGAUCGAUCUCGAGAAGAUUGCAUUGAUUUUGUCUCGGAAGGAAAUUCUUAGCAAUUUUUUCCACCUCAAUUAUUUAAAAGAGGUAACUGAUAAUGUUGAAAAAUAAUGUAAAAGGUUAUGUUUUUCAGCCGCCUUUCCAAGUGAGUACCGUAGCUACCAGCCAGUGAUUUAAUAACAUGUGGAUUUGACGUCGUGAAAAAAUAUACUUAAUUAUGUUUCAAUUUUAUUUGGAAUUACAAAUUAGGUCAGAGCGUAGUCUAGCUUAUGUUUUGUGCAUUUCCACCUGUCAAAUGGCUUUAAUAAUUAUAAUGGAAACAGAGGCUCGUUUGUUUCACGAAGUAUAAAUAUAUUCAUUACGUUCUCAACAUGUGCUUUACUUGUGGUUCGUACUUGCCGUGUAGUCCGGUAAACAAACAAGGUAGGUAGAUAGUAGAUACGCACUCACGUACGUUCAGUCAGUAAGGACGACCAUGCAUAUGCUAAGAAGUAAGCAAUUAGACACAAUCAUCAUAAUUUCUAUUGGGUUUUUAUGGGGCUUGAACUUUCCGAACUUUAAUUCCAUCGCAAAGCAUUGAAGCUUGUAAGCGAAUAUUAGCAACCUUUGAGCUCUUAUUGCGUGAAAUAAAAGGUCAUUGAACUAUGUAAGGAGUUUUUUUGCGAGUUAACGCAAGAGUUAACUUGUUAGAAUUUGCCGAGUAGCGUGGUGAAAGCCUUCAUUAUUAGACCUUUCUCACAUUUCAUAUCUCCUUUCACAUUCUUUCGAAAUACAUCGGAAAUCCAAUAUCGGCUCUUAACCCCUGCACCAAAAGAAAAAUAAUAACAAUUUUUGUCACGAUCAGACUACCUGCGGAGUUUAGACUUAGUCUUAUGGAAAGCACCGCACAUUUUUCGCUUCAAUAUAAUUCCUUGCUUUCUUCCAAACAGAACCACCUUGACGCAUGCCCACUCUUCCCAGUCCAAUGUCCUAAUAUGUGCGGCAAGAUGUCGGUCCCGAGAGAGAAGGUACGCUAACAAACUACGUAGGGCUAAAUUAUGCUGUAAUUUGUGAUUAGAAAGAUAGCGAUUUAAGCAAAACAAAAUUCCAUCAUCAAGUUGAACUUUUAAGCGAUAUUACUCCAACAUAGACUCUACUCACUAAGUUAUCAGAAGAUUUUUAUCGUAAAUAAAAGAUGUGGUUGUUCGUUUUUUGGUAACAACAGUUGAAGGAUUGAUCUAAGUGAAAGGCCAGGCUGAUGUUACACAUAACACUCAAAGAAUUCGUUUAAUUUCGUCGUAAGUAAACCAUGCAUAAAGUUUAUUCGUGUAAAGCAAAAAGUAUAUGUGAAGCCUGUCAGAAGUUAUUGAUGUUUUUUCAAAGAAAUAUUUGUGAAAUGCUCUCUCGGUGGCCAGUGGCAUAUGGUUUUAUUGGGACGUUAUCUGGUGCUAAACAUCUUAUACCUUAUGUGUAUUACCCUUCUUAUGAUGACAAACACGUGCACAUCUGCUCUUAAAAGCUUUAAGGGUAAUUAAGUAAUUCUUUCUGUAUCAUGUCGACAUUUUUGGGCCAAAGUCAUUACAAAAAUCUGAGGAGAGCUUCGACGCUGAAUUCAAAAUUCGACCUGACUGUACUUGAGGCUAUGGCAUCUGAAAGGAUAUAAUUACAGAAUCGUGUUCUGCUGUUUAUUUGGCUGUAAUUGAGGAUUUUAAACCUAAAAGAACUUAAAUUGAAUUUUUUUUCUUCUGAUGCUGAUUAGCUUUGGAGGCGCAAUAAAAUACAUCCAGCUUGUUCUCUCCGGCACGUUUAUUCUGCUUUUAUGCCGUUUGCGUUUUUUUAUAAGCAAGAUGAAAAAAACAAAUUAGAUGAAACUUAUUGGCGCCAAAUUUCAUUAUAAGGAAGGGGAACUGUUCCGAAGGUAUAGUGAAUUGUUUCCGGCUUUUAAACCAAUAACAAAGCUCUGUAUUAACGAAAGAGAGGUUAUUCGACCUAUUCUCGAUAUUCUAAAGGAGAGAUUUUUCUCCGGCUUUUAACCGAAAAAUAACAAAAACAUCUUGUGAUGGUACUCAGCCAAUUAAAUCGACCCUUUUGAACUUAGAUGUGUUUACUUUGGUGUAAGAACAAACGGCUGGGAAAAAAUUUCGCGAAGGUCAAGCGGCUCGAUUAAAGGCUGCCAAUUUGGCCAGUAAGCAUUUCUCCUUUCAGCUUAAGCGCGAAGUCUCUUUGUCUGAAAAUGAAAAAGGUCACUCAAUCUUCAAAGAAAGACAAGAUUGACUCUUGAUUAAAAGUCUUCAAUGGAAGGGUCUGAACUGUGCGGGGUGGCCAGCUGAAUUGAUUUUUCAGUGCCCUCAAGCAUUUUCCUGUCUGUAAAGAACAUUAACAGCAAACAGACGUAAAUUGCAUUGUACUUUGAUCUUUUGUGAGGUCUUCCUCGGAUGGAGGCCUAGGGGUAGUUAGUUGGGUCGAAAAAAACGACGCGACGAAAGUUUUCAAGCACCGCACCGGUUCUCUUUACCUGUUACCCAACUGACUGAUCCUGGGUCUCCCAGGAUGUUGUAAGCCGUAUUUGUCUCUAAAAUAUACAAUCAAUUAAUGUAAUGAAAAAACACAUAGUAUUAAAGGGGAGAAGUUAUUUUACUCGUCUACAUUUUUUUUUUCUUUCGGACCUUCGCGGUUACUUGUUAUCGGGAGGCUGCUGAAGAUAUUCUUUGGAGACAAAAUACAUAUGUUGUAACUUUUUUUUUUUUGUUUUUUAUUUUUUGGUUUUUAGCUAACGGAUCAUAUCAUAGUUGAAUGUCCCAACACAUGUGAUCAUUGCGCCUAUCAAGAUAUCGGCUGUUCCUUUCAGGUAACUUGACAAGUAAUGCUCGUCUAUUGAUACAUAAUUUCUCGCAAAGCGAGCUUAAUAAAUUUGUCGCAAUUAGCGUCGCGCGUUGAUCGCUCGUGAAGCGCGCGCAGUUGAAUCGCAGAUAGCUUACACGGCUGUAUAUGAAUCUACUAGGUUGGCGCCCGUAGUUUCUUAGCAACAAAUCAAGAAAUGCUUUUGGCGAUGAAUUUCGACGGCAGAAGGUCUUAAGCAAAGGAAGAGCUACUCACUUAUUAAUUCUUCUUCUUCUUCUUCUUCUUCUUCUUAUUAUUAUUAUUAUUAUUAUUAUUAUUAUUAUUAUUAUCAUCAUCAUCUUCAAAAUAAGAGGGAAAAUCGAGGUAAAAGUCAGACCAUUUGUAGACGGGUUUGCUUCUGUCGGCUGUGUGUGUGUCGGAGCAGCGUUUCAGUUUCAGCCUAGCUUUUUACAGUCAAAACCCUGCUUAUUCCCCUGGAAUCUAUCUUUGAAUACAUGUUAAACCGAGGCAAAAAAAACAGUGCUUGAUGCUUUUCUCUUCUGAUGGAGUAAAGUCUGGUUUCAGCUGCGUGCCUCGAACGUUGUAUUUGUUGGGUUUUUAAGGUGACCCGAAGCUAUUUUUAGCGUCUUUCUUUCUUUCUUUUCGGUGGGAGCUGACGCUUUCAUAAAAUCAACCCUUCCAGGCUAAUAACACACUCCAUACCGCCAAUGACCUUUCAAAGCUUCGCACGAGUGUUUCAACCCAACUGAGCAGUAGUGAUUUUUAUCAUCCACCGUAGAUUUUUGCUUUAAACUUUCUUUGUUUUGCAGGGUACUAAAACUGACCUAACAAAGCACCUUCAGGAAAACACAGAGAAUCACUUACAGAUGGCUUUAGAAGUGAUAAAGGAACAGCGAACCGAGUUGGGAAUAAUGCGCGGCCGCCUUCGGAAACAGGACGAAAACAUAGCUCAGUUGACGGAAAGUGUCAGCAAACUGGGAGCAGUUUGUGAGGAAGCCGUCAAGCAUAACCAGGAACAAGAGAAAACUAUAAAUCGCUUGUGUGAGCAAAUGAAAGAGCAAAAGAAACAUCAGUCUAAAUACGAGAAAGAUUUCAAGAGCAGAAUCGCAGAUCUGGAACAAAGAGGACUCGAAACGCCGCCGCAAAAUGGUCUUAUUUCUAAUCCCGGACUCAGCAGUGGUUAUGGGGAACUCGUAUGGCGGAUUUCGAACUUCUCACGGAGAUUGCAGCGUGUUCAGUCGGGUCGUACCGACGACCCGAUGACUAGUGAACCAUUCUACACGUCAGCGUUUGGUUACAAGAUCGUUGUCUGGGCUUACAUUAAUGGUAGAGGCAAAGAAGAGGGAAAGUGUUUGUCUCUUUACGCAUGCGUCAUGUCUGGGGAGUACGAUGCAAUACUCCGCUGGCCGAUCAGACCGCGAUACACUUUUUCUUUACUGGACCAAAAUCCGGACUCUGAGUCCAGGAAAGACCUGACACGUGUACGUAAAGUUCAUGACUUCAAGCGCGAUGAAGUGAGAAGGAAAGGAAUUGAGAGGCCUGGCCGUGAUGAGAGGGCUAUCAUAGUGGGAUUUGAUGACUUUGUCAAACAGGAAGAACUCGAAGCUGGAAACUUUUUAGGGGAUGACACACUUUUCAUACGUGUUCUAGUGGACAUGCCGGAAUCUUACAGCUGAACUUUUCA